AUGAUGAAUCUAUCAGUUGAAAAUUCUAGCAGUCUUCGCCACAUGAUCGAACCAGAGGCCUUUUGCCAGCGCAUUCAAAAUGAUCUCAGUGAUAAGAUACGCCUCAACACAGCCUUCAUCAUUUCUGCUCUGAAUCUGCCCCUAUGGAUUUUCAUCUUGUCCGAAAACUCUGUCAUCCUUUUGGCCCUUAACAGGGACACUUCUCUUCAUCCGCCAUCAAAGCUUCUUUUUCGGAACUUGGCGUUUACAGAUCUCUGUGUUGCACUAAUCACUCAGCCCUCCUACAUUCUACAUAAUAUGGUUAUCGCUUACGAACGCUGGGACAUUUGCCCUUUAACACAAAAAUUAAGUCAUAUCACCACGUAUUUAUUAUGCGGCGUGUCUCUCAUGACUGUGUGUGCUAUAAGCGUGGACAGGCUUCUCGCUUUGCUGAUGGGUACGAGAUAUCGACAAGUGGUUACCCUAACACGGGUUCGUAUUUCGCUGCUGUUCGUUUGGAUUUUCUGUUUAUCUACGAGCAUAACACUCCUGUUGAACUUCAGUGUUCGCAUAUACUCUGUCAUCAGCGCCAUUUGCAUCGCUCUUUGGUUGGGAACAUCAACGUUUUGUUACGCGAAAAUUUUCGUCAUUCUCCGAGGUCAUCAGAAAAAGAUAUGCGGUAAUCGAGACCAAGAUAGCAACAAAAAUAGAUCAUCAGUUACGCGUUCUUCGAUAAACUUAAAGCAAUACAGAAGAUCAGUCUCGACAGCUCUAUGGAUAAACUUCACUUUAAUAACAUGUUACUCUCCUACUGCAAUAGUUCUUGUAUUUAGAUCUGUGCCCUCGAUUCCAUUUUCAGCCUUAAUCGUUUCUUUUGGAGCUGCCCCUUCAUUUGUCUACCUAAACUCACUUUUGAAUCCUAUUCUUUACUGCUGGAGAAUCAAGGAACUCAGAGAGGAGGUGAAAAAAAUCAUUUCACCCCCAUGAUCGCAACAUGAUUCCGCUGCCUGGCAUAUGUUGAUUAGAUUGCAAGUAAUGGUUGGUUUCAAAUCAAGAAAAGCUGUCUUCCGGUUGAUAUUUUCCAAUGUUUUCAUCACUUUCCUGCUUAAUAAGGGGAAAUUACUUCUCCGAAACUCAAAGGGUUUAUGAAGAGAAAAAAAGAACAAGGUUUCUUUCUCUUAAAUGCUUAAUUUAGGUUUAAAAUUUGUGUCUUUGGGCGAUAUUAAUUUCUACUUUACAGUGUAAUUAUCUGUAAAAGCAAGCAAAGGACUGAGCAAGACGAAAGGUUCCGUUAAGUGUUACAUAACCCUUGCAAGACAUUAUCAAAAAGGGCGUGGAAAACUCUGUAAAGAAUAAUUAGCAGGUGAUAGGUAGCCUCGUGUAUUUAUUAUUAGUUCCCAAGCCAUAUGCGCGAACUUUUGAGCACCUGUUCCAAUAUUAACUGUGCGGGAAAUCAAAGUGGAACAUGUCUUCUAGAACAUAAUAUUUUAAUGAAUUGCUUCUUUUGACGAAUUUUCAAAGUAACGGAAACACUUCCAAUAUAACGGUAAGCCAUAAUAAGUCACAGAACGAGUAUGUAUUUUUAAAUAUAGAAAAUAGAUGGAUUAUCAUUA
This is a messenger RNA of Pocillopora verrucosa, 1592 nucleotides long. NCBI's taxonomy places the organism in Eukaryota, Metazoa, Cnidaria, Anthozoa, Scleractinia, Pocilloporidae. The record is from RefSeq and is a predicted model, not a curated record.